Trichosurus vulpecula (common brushtail) is the source of this 1327-nucleotide messenger RNA. RefSeq names its product tektin 1 (gene TEKT1). Gene Ontology annotation, cellular component: microtubule cytoskeleton; nucleus. The record is from RefSeq and is a predicted model, not a curated record. The transcript has 8 exons. The coding region runs from base 119 to 1327 and encodes 402 amino acids. Gene Ontology annotation, biological process: cilium assembly; cilium movement involved in cell motility. Lineage: Eukaryota; Metazoa; Chordata; Mammalia; Diprotodontia; Phalangeridae.
CAUUCCUGGCUGCCGUGGGAACCGGAGUGUUUGCAGAUCGCAGUCCCGGUGUGACCGAGGCCGGGAGCAGCUCCUGACAGUCCGCUCUCCAGUGCUCCGGGGACCCAGGGAAGCCACCAUGGCCAAACUGCUACAAGCCCCUCCCAAAUUCCUGCCGCCUGAGUGGCACAUCGCUAACAAAAGCCAGUACAACAGCACAGAAGCUCAGCGCUCCAAGUCUGAGCGCCUCGUGGCUGAGAGUCAGAGGCUGGUGGAUGAGAUUGAGAAGAUAACCCAGAGAAUGCAGGGUGAUGUCAACGAGAAGAUCGAGCAGAGACUUGAUGAAAUAAAGUUCUGGAAGAAGGAAUUGGAUGACAAACUUGAUCAGCUCGUAAAGGAAACUGAAGUGCUGUUCACAUUUAAGACAAGAUUGGAGAAGGCUCUGGAGAGCUGCCAAGAGCCCUUGUACAUUGCCCAGAAAUGUCUGGCAUAUAGGGAGCAACGUGUCGGCAUUGACCUAGUACAUGAUGAACUAGACCGAGAGCUGGUCAAGGAGGAAGAGAUCUUGCAAGGGGUCAUAUCUCUGCUCCAGCGAACCCUGGAAGAGACCUCAGAGCAGCUCAGGUUGAACCGAGCUGCUAAGUACAACCUGGAGAAGGAUCUGAAAGACAAAUUUGUUGCUCUGACCAUCGAAGACUUCUGUUGCUCGCUCACCAACAACAACCCUGAUAUCUGCUAUGCCAAUAAUGUUGUCAGAAUUGAGCCCAACUCUGUGAGUGUUGAUGAUUGGGUGGAUUUCUCCAACGUUAAUAUGGAGAAGGCAGAUAAGCAGAGGAACAACACAUUGGCACUGGAGGCCUUGAUCGACAGAAUUCUGUCCCAGACGACCAAUGACCUGCGUAGACAGUUUGAGACUGUGAACGUUGCCUUCCAAAACCGGAUCAAACAAACAAAAGAUGCCAAGGACAAAUUGGCCAUGCAUCUAGACAAGGUGAUGGAUGAGAUCACCUCCCAGGAAAAUAACAUUGCAGUUUUAAAUAAAGCCAUCCUUGACAAAGAGGGUCCUGCCAAAGUGGCUCAGACACGCCUUGAGUCUCGGUGCCAUCGGCCCAAUGUGGAGCUGUGCCGGGAUGUGGUGCAGUGCUGCCUGUUGAAGGAGGUUCGUGAGAUCACCAGCAACAUUGGAAGGCUGAAGGACAUGUUGGCCCAAGCUGACGCCGAGCUGAAAGAACUGAGCCGAAGGCAGCUGUCGCUACAGGAGGAGAUCCAGGUGAAGGAGAACACGCUAUACAUCGACGAGGUCCUCUGCCUGCAAAUGAGGAAGAUCAUCCUCCACCACGACUUCUGA